GGUCCUGCUGCUCGGCCUCGCCCUGUUCUACGCCGAGCUGCAGCCGGUGGAGGUGGAAUUCCGGAACGGUGCCACGGAGGAGUUCUGGAACGAGAAGCAGACCCCCACGAUGCUGAAGGUGUUCAACGACACUACCCGGCACCGCUAUGGCGACGACGCGCAUCUCGACUCCUCGCUGAAGGCACUGGGCCUGACGGUAUCAAAGGGACGGUACCCACAGAUGAAGUCGAUCAUUAUCAGCAAGACCGAAGACGAGGAACUGGAGUUCACGAUGACUUUUGUGUCCAAGGACGUGCCGUUCACCACCUGGUCGGACCCUGCCAAGUUGAUCUCGUUUGACCGCUUCUUCGGCCCCGGCAUCUGGUCGUCGGUGUACAAAGUCUCAGGGGAGACUGGGGAAGAAGAUCGCCGGCCUGAAGCUGACGACUGGCACCCGACCAGCAGACUCGAAGCCCAAGAAGGAGAAGGUCGAGGCAGAGAGCCAGGCGUAGCUGCCAGCGCCGGCAGGGCGGCCUGAGGAGGCCCGGGGGCGGCCUAGCGGGACGUCCCGGAGGGAUGGCCCGGCGACGUUCCUCAUUUUCACAUUCCUUCCCCCCCCCCCGCUUGCGGUGUCCUCGGCUCCUCGGCGGCGCGCCCUUGGCUCCUCGUGCGCUCCUGGGGGGGGGGGGGGGGGGGACCUCCCCAUCCUCCCUCCUCCCUCGUCCUGCCUGUGGCAGCCCUGGCGGGACAAGCUGGCCCAGCAGUGCAGCCGCCCCCGCCGGCUGGUGCGGGCUCGGCCCUCGGCGCGGGGCCCUUGGCCCAGGGAGAGGCCCUCGGGCUCCCGCCCGUGCUGGGCGGUGCCGGGCAGGAGGUGCGACCCUGCCGCUGCGCGCAGCCGCAGAGUGUUUGGGGCCCGUCGCCACCUUCCCCUCCCUUAUCCACCCUCUCUCUGUCUCUCUGUCUCUCUCUG
Molecule: messenger RNA, 949 nt
Organism: Prorocentrum cordatum
Lineage: Eukaryota; Dinophyceae; Prorocentrales; Prorocentraceae
Source: the annotation of a GenBank genome assembly